ACUAGUCAUAUUAAAAUAAAAUUUAAAAACAGAAAAAGGUUUUUUAAUAGUAGAAAGGCAGAAAAAAUUUAAAAAUUAUCUCAUUUAGUUUUCAUGUUCAAUCCAUUUAGAAAAAGACUUAAAAUACUCGUGUAAUAUAAUAUAUUAAAAUAAUCAUGCUAAAAUGGAAUUUAAUCAUGAAUAAUUUUAAUCAUGUGUUUGAAUCAUUCUAGUAUCAGUGAUUUAGAAUUGUAAGGGACUUUGAGUUCAUCAUUAUAUUCUAAUGCCCUUGUUUUAUACAUAAGAAAUAGUCAGAGAAAAGUAAUGUAGUUUGUCUAGGGUCACAGAGGUAGUAAAUAGUAGAGCUGGGAACUCAAGUCCCUUAUACUCCAAAUCUAUUCUUCUUAAUACUGUACCAUCUGAGAAGAGAUAAUAUAUUUGUCUUGAUUUAAUUUUUGUCUGGCACAUAAAUAUCCCACUAUUUUGGUCUAAUAGAGUAUAGUGGGAAGAGCCCCAAGAUGAGAGUCAGGAAUCCCAGGUUCAAGUCUUAGUUCUACAGUGUCAUUUAACCUUUCUUGUUGCAUCACAGUUAUGUGUUCAUCACAAUUAUGUAAAGUAUUUUUCAAAUCUUAAAGCAUUAUAUAAAUGAUAGCUGUUAUUAUCAUUACUAUUAUUUGUUAGAAAAGAAAUGUAUAGUAGAUAAGGAGUCUGAACUGAUUUUAGGGAGUCUUUGAACUUUAUUGGGAAAAAAUUACAUCUUUAUUUUCACUAACUUGGGCUUCCUUUGUGAUCCAAUAUAUCCUAUUUUAUUUGUUUAAAAUCAUUAUUCUGAUUUUAUUGAUUAGUUGACCCAGAGCUAGAAGACCUCAAAAUUCCCCUCAAGCUCUAAAGUGCUAUAAUUCUUUCCCCACAAGCAGUGUUUCUUCUAUUGAACAAUCAUGGCUUCUUUUGAGUCAGUAAAGUUCACAAAUCAUUGUCCAAAAUUUGGAAAUAAAUCCUGCCCACCUACCUCAAGACCACUUUCAAUCCGACUAAUAAUGUACUCAUUCAUGACAGGAGCCAUGUUUAUCACCAUCUUUGGAAACCUCGUUAUAAUGAUUUCCAUUUCCCAUUUCAAACAACUUCAUUCUCCUACCAACUUCCUGAUCCUCUCUAUGGCAACCACUGACUUUCUGCUGGGAUUCAUCAUUAUGCCUUACAGCAUGGUCAGGUCAGUGGAGAGCUGUUGGCAUUUUGGAGAUGGUUUUUGCAAAUUCCAUGCAAGCUUUGACAUGAUGUUGAGCCUGACUUCCAUUUUCCAUCUCUGUUGUAUUGCCAUUGAUAGGUUUUAUGCUGUGUGCUACCCUUUGCACUAUACCACCAAGAUGACCACAUCCACAAUAAAAAGAUUGCUGGCUUUUUGCUGGUCAGCACCAGCCAUCUUCUCCUUUGGUUUGGUCUUGUCAGAGGCUAAUGUCUCAGGCAUGCAGACCUAUGAGAUUCUUGUUGCUUGUUUCAAAUUCUGUGCUCUCACUUUCAACAAGUUCUGGGGUACCAUACUCUUUACUACUUGUUUCUUUACUCCUGGCUCCAUUAUGAUUGGUAUCUAUGGAAAGAUUUUUAUAGUUUCCAAAAGACAUGCUAGAGUAAUUAGCAACAUGCCUAAAAAUGCAAGAGAAGACAGCAGAAAAAAUAUAUCUAAGAAAAAAGACAGGAAGGCAGCUAAGACUCUAGGCAUUGUGAUGGGGGUGUUUCUAGCUUGCUGGUUACCAUGUUUCAUUGCUGUUUUGGUUGACCCAUAUUUAGGCUAUUCAACUCCUAUGGUAGUACUUGAUCUUUUAGUGUGGCUUGGAUAUUUCAAUUCUACCUGCAAUCCAUUAAUUCAUGGCUUUUUUUACCCGUGGUUUAGGAAUGCACUUAAAUAUAUUUUGUCAGGCAAAAUCUUUAGCUCACAUUCAGGUACAGCAAACUUAUUCCCUGAAGCCCAUUAAAAACCAUGCCAGCUUAAUCUGGUGUCAGACACUUCCAUCUGUGUAAC
Messenger RNA from Monodelphis domestica (gray short-tailed opossum), 1996 nucleotides. It is a transcript of the gene TAAR3, whose product is annotated as trace amine-associated receptor 3. Lineage: Eukaryota; Metazoa; Chordata; Mammalia; Didelphimorphia; Didelphidae. Gene Ontology annotation, biological process: G protein-coupled receptor signaling pathway. The record is from RefSeq and is a predicted model, not a curated record. Gene Ontology annotation, molecular function: trace-amine receptor activity. Gene Ontology annotation, cellular component: membrane.